This is a messenger RNA of Aspergillus versicolor CBS 583.65, 953 nucleotides long. Its product is annotated as 2,4,5-trihydroxytoluene oxygenase. Gene Ontology annotation, biological process: L-methylmalonyl-CoA metabolic process. The coding region runs from base 1 to 945 and encodes 314 amino acids. The record is from RefSeq and is a predicted model, not a curated record. Gene Ontology annotation, cellular component: mitochondrion. The transcript is spliced from 6 exons. NCBI's taxonomy places the organism in Eukaryota, Fungi, Ascomycota, Eurotiomycetes, Eurotiales, Aspergillaceae. Gene Ontology annotation, molecular function: methylmalonyl-CoA epimerase activity.
AUGGCUCCUAAGAUUCAACUCGUGCGCAUUGCCCAUGUGCUUUAUACUCAUGAGGACAUCGACAGUGCCCGUGACUUUCUUGAAGAUUUUGGAAUGCCAGAAACGAAGCGUGUCGGAGACAACUUCUACUUCCGCGGCACUGGUUCAGAACCAUUCGUCUACUGCGCCAGCAAGGGCAAACAAGGCGCAUUCGGUGGUGCCGCUUUUGUCGUCGAGUCCGAAGCCGAUCUUGAAAUCGCCAGAUCGUUGCCAGGAGCCUCCGACAUCUAUCCGCUAACUGAGGCCCCGGGAGGGGGGAAAUGUGUAACGUUUUAUGAUCCCGUAGACAAGUUUCCUAUGCACCUUGUCCACGGCCAGACACUCAGGGACCAUGUGGAAACACGCACCCCCUUGGACUUCAACUUUCCCGAGGAAAAGCAUCGCCCUGGCAAUAAAACUCAACGAUUUGAGAAAGGGCCUGCGCCAGUUCACAAGCUUGGGCACUUUGGAGUGUGCGUGACUGAUUUUGCGAAGGCAUACCAGUUCUACACCACCCACUUCAAUUUCAAAGCCAGCAAUCUUGUUCAUGAUGGCAAUGGGAAGGACAUAACCGCUUUCCUCCAUCUGGACCGAGGAUCGGAGUUUGUUGAUCACCACUGCUUUUUUUUCUUUGAGGGCCCUGAGUGGCAUGUUCACCACUCCUCCUUCGAAACGCACGAUUUUGACACACAGGUUCUGGGCCAUGACUGGCUCCGCCACAAGGGCUAUCAAAACUGCUGGGGUGUAGGACGGCAUAUCAUGGGCAGCCAAAUCUUCGAUUAUUGGUUCGACACCUCGAACUUCAUCUUGGAGCAUUAUGUUGACGGGGACUUGCUCAAUGACGCCAAUCCCACAGAGAGAGAGCUUGCCCAACCGGGCAAUUUGCAUGUCUGGGGACCUGACCUUCCUCCGACCUUCAUGCAGUGACUUAUGCG